UAUUGCUUGUAUUUGCAAGUAUGUAAGUGAAUAAAAUUAAAAAUUCAUAUUGAAUCAUUGGUUAAUCAUUUAUAUGUUUUAAUAUCUUUCAUACUGUUACUAGGCCUGUAUGAAGCAAUGAACUUUUUGAAUGAAGUAAAGAGCUGGCUAAAUAACCAAUAUAUUAGAGUUCCUGAAAACUGGACAGAGGCUUGUAUUGAAUGGGUGACUUAUGAGCAUCAGGCAAAUGGACGAAUCUUCUCAUCUGAGAGAGUUAAGAGCUGUGUAUAUGACCAAUGGUUAUUUGCUGAUUUAAGAGAACUUGCAACUCCUUGCUUACCAGAGGAAUCACUAACGAGCCAAAAGUACCUUCUUCACGGUUGCUUCUCUUUACAAAUGAACUGUGUGAGAGAUGUGAGCCAACCAGCCUACUCCCAGCUUCUGAAGUUACAGGGCAAAGAGAAUGAUAACACCAUGGUAUCUGCUGCCCCACAACCUGUUUUACCACAUUGGGAAUCAAAGCCGAAUCGAAUGCUGAUGUUAACCCUAACGGAUGGAGUUCAUUACAUACAAGGAAUGGAAUAUAAACCUAUAACCAGUCUCAAUGUUGACCUGCCCCCUGGAACAAAGUUAUUAAUCUCGGGCCCAGUAGAAUGUCGACUUGGAGUUUUGUUAUUAACACCAGGCAAUGUCAAAGUUUUGGGUGGUGAAGUGGAAUCCAUGCUGGAAGAAAACAGUAAAGAAAAUAUAAUUACUAGAGCAAUAAGAGAAAGAAGUGGUAGAGAAGAUCUGACAAACAAUCAAUCCAAUGAUCAACAGACAGAUCAUAAUAGAAAUCUUGCAACUUCCCUAGAACUAUCAUCUGAUACAAUAUUGCCAACAGAAAAUACCAAUGCUUUAACCAACCGUGGAGGGUCGUCGAGAAGUGCACAAAAUUAUGGCGUAGAUCCUCGCAGUAGAGCCUCGUCCUCCGUUGGUUGGGCGGCUUGGGCCAGUUCUGUAGUGUCUGUAACAGGAGAAGGUGUUACCGACAUGGGGAAUCGUUUUGAAAGGACUGAAAUAAAUUCUGGUACUUCCAGAAAUGGAGCUCAAAGGGGUAGUUUUUCAGACUCUCUGAACUGUGUCGAUGUUGUUGGCAGUAGGUCAGAACUACCUGCCGAAGAGCAGCCUGUCGAUGUACAGCCCAUUGUUGAUUCACAGGAGUUUAUAGAAAAUUAUGAAGAAGAAAUGGUGGAUGAUUUCGUGAUUGAUGAGGAACAACUGGAAAAGCUAGAGAGGUUUGAGCAGGAGGGAGGUUAUCGUGAAUCUGAACCUAUUUCCAAAGAUCCUUGCAUUGAAAACCAUCAGCCUGUGGAAAGAAUGAAGAGUGCAUGUAUUUUUAGAAAUUCUCCCCCAUUCACAUAUUUAGACACAUUGUUGUCAGAGCCACCAAGUGACAGGGAGCGAGUUGUCAUUAUCAAGGGAUUUAUUACAACACUAACUUCCAAGCUGGAGAGCAACAAGGAGUUUGGGUGGCAGCUACGAGCCAAGAUAAAUGACGGCUCCGGAUCAGUUGAAGUAGACCUGGAUAAUCACGUUCUUGAAGGACUACUUGGAUUGAAUGCACAUGAAGUCCUAACCAUGAAGUCUCGUGCAAAAUUAUGUACAGAGGUUAGAAACACAAUAAUGCAGUCUAUUCAGAGAUGUCAGCACCAGUUACUGAAUUUAAGCUGUUUGAUGGAGGUUCAGUUUUCUCCCGGUACCAAGCGACCACGAGUACUUAAAUGUUAUGAAGUUCGUAACCACCACCUUAAAGAACUAUUACAAAGAGUGUCAGCUUUUUCAGGAAACACUUGACAGUACAUGACUAUUUCAGAAGUGGAAAUUUUAAACUUAGUAAACUGUAACUAUUGUGAUUACUUACCAUCAUAAAAACUAGUGUGAUAUAUCAGUUAUGUGAUUCAAAACAUAAAAAAAAUAUAUCGUUAAUAGUAUAAUUGUAACUAUGAAACAUGUCAAUA
This is a messenger RNA of Limulus polyphemus (Atlantic horseshoe crab), 1979 nucleotides long. Its product is annotated as recQ-mediated genome instability protein 1-like. The record is from RefSeq and is a predicted model, not a curated record. Gene Ontology annotation, cellular component: RecQ family helicase-topoisomerase III complex; nuclear body. Gene Ontology annotation, molecular function: nucleotide binding. Bases 118 to 1815 code for a protein of 565 amino acids. Gene Ontology annotation, biological process: resolution of meiotic recombination intermediates; double-strand break repair via homologous recombination. NCBI's taxonomy places the organism in Eukaryota, Metazoa, Arthropoda, Merostomata, Xiphosura, Limulidae. The transcript is spliced from 12 exons.